Messenger RNA from Mizuhopecten yessoensis (Yesso scallop), 3497 nucleotides. RefSeq lists its product as uncharacterized. Gene Ontology annotation, biological process: intracellular signal transduction; cell redox homeostasis. The record is from RefSeq and is a predicted model, not a curated record. The transcript has 10 exons. Gene Ontology annotation, molecular function: electron transfer activity. Lineage: Eukaryota; Metazoa; Mollusca; Bivalvia; Pectinida; Pectinidae. The coding region runs from base 15 to 1610 and encodes 531 amino acids.
UUCCAACACGGAACAUGAUUCGCGGUCUACGCCUGUUAUGUGUAGUUUCCGCUGGGGUGAGUUCAUUGAUCAAGUCUUACAAAUAUCCGACACGAUCUGUACCGAGUCAAUACCGACGAUACCCGGAUAUAGAAUCUCUCGCUGUCACAUUCUGGAACUUGUCGUCAACUAAUAUGGAGCUGAAAGGACGAGUGAUCGUCUACUCAAUCUUAGGAUGUCCUCACUGCAUGAAGGCCAAAAACACGUUACAGGAUCUGGGGGUCCCCUACACUGACAUUAGCCUGGAUGCCUACCCGCAAUGUCGAGAAGAAUUGAAGCAGCGAACUGGCAGACGCACUGUACCGCAGGUGUUCUUUAAUGCGAGACACAUAGGUGGAAAUGAUGACCUACAAAUACUGGUGAAUGACAAAAGUCAGUGGGAGGCAAGCAUUGAGGAGCUGAAGAACAAUGUAGCCGGAAGUGAUGCCCCACAGCCACCAGACCCCAGCACAGCUGUCAAAGACUCUGAUGCUGGCGAGUUUUCAUGUGAACCAGAUGAGUAUGCCAAGCUGGUACAGGACUUAAAGGCCAGUGGUCUUAUCAAGGACCACUCUAAGAUACUUACCACUUAUAAACGCUCCUUCGUGGGCCGUGAGUUUGUGGACUGGGUUGUCAAGACAAAGGAGCUUGAACGAGAUGCAGCUGUUGAGAUGGGUCAGGCCCUGAUUGAUAAGCACUUUGGUCACAAUGUGAAGAGUGAGGAAGUGUUCCAGGAUGCUCCAGACAAGUACUAUAGACUGUUGGAAGAUGAUGAGUCUUCGGCCCUUAAUGCGGGCGAAACGUCCCAGUGUGAACCAAGACCAGCUGAUGAACUGGGGGAGGAAAUCAGGAAACAGAUUCUGAAGAUAUACAAUACUUUUUUAUCAAAGGAUGGAAAGAAAGUGAACUACAAAGGUAUAGCUGAAAGCAAGGAGUUUGAAGUGUACGGAAGACUGACGAAGGAGCUUCAUCGUGUCCAAAUCUCAGAGGCUACUCGCGAAGAGAAGUUAUCAUUUUUCAUAAAUAUAUACAAUGCCCUGGUCAUCCAUGCCAAUGUGUCUGUUGGCCCAGCAACAAACCUCUGGCAGAGGUAUAAGUUUUUCAACACAACUCGUUACAUCAUUGGUGGAGAAUCCUACUCGCUCCAGGAUAUUGAGAAUGGUGUACUGCGGGCAAACAGAAAGGGUGUUGGUAUGUUCACUAGACCAUUUUCCCAGUCAGAGCCGCGCUUCAAAGUAGCUUUGGAGAAACAUGAGCCACUCAUUCACUUUGCACUUGUAUGUGGAGCCAAGAGUUGUCCGCCCAUAAAAACCUACUCCACAAAGGGUAUAUACGAACAACUGAAAGUUGCUGCUGAGGCUUUCCUUGAGGGUGAUGAUGGCUGUCAGAUUGACAUGAAAAAACGGCAGAUCAGACUUUCCAAGAUAUUGAAGUGGUAUCAGGAAGACUUUGGCAAGAAUAAAGAGGAGGUCUUACAGUGGAUCCAAGCACACAUGCCGGAGGGAGACAGGAAGUCACAGCUCACCGAACUGUUAGACAGCAAGAAGUACCGUGUAGACUACAUGGAUUAUGACUGGUCAGUCAACUCAUAGACCUUUAAUAUUCACAUCAUGGGGUACAUAAAGAAAAUGGAAACCACAAGAAGGAAAAAACAACCAGUAAUUUGAUAACUGGAAGAAAGAUGUCAUAGAAUAAAGUUUCAAACUACUCAAAAAAGCAUGAACUUACAAAAAAACCAUUACAGAAUUUGAAAACUGGAAAGAUUCUUGCAACAUUUCUUAAUUUCAAGCUACAGAAUUCUGGUACAAAAACCUCAUUUAAGUGGUUGAACUGAUAAAAAAAAGAAAUAUUUAUUUGUCUUGAUAAAGGUCUUUUCUCAGUUAGCUGUAGAACUGGCACAGAAACUAGUGUGUGAUAUUAUUGCAAUUCCAUAUUUAAUCAUGUAUGAUAUUUUAGAUAUAGUCUUUGGUUGGUUACUGUGAAAUCUUUACUUUCCUUAUGUAUAGAUAGAUAUUGCAUACUGCGAAAUGUUUGCCGCAGUUUACUUUUCAUCAUUUUACCCUUCACAAUGAGGGCAAAUUUAUCUUAAAAGGGAAUAUAAGUAGACAGAUAUAUAUAGCUAUUACAUUUUAAGGGCAAAAUUAAAACCGAGCGAACAGGGAGUUUACUGGUGAAGGCAGCUAUAUAUGUCUGGGUGACAGUUUCCUUGUAUAGAGUAAUAGGAACACAAUUCUGCAAAUUAAUUAUUCAAUAAAGACCUAAAUUGUGACAUGCCAUCAACCCUGUUGGAAGACGUGUAUUCAUGUUCAAAAAUCAAUCUUUGGUGCAAAUGUUUCCCAAGUUCAUGUCACCACAGAACGUGAUUACCAGGUAUGGGAAAAGCAAUGAAAUGAAAACAAAAAGGAAAUUAAUGAUUUCACAGUAAGUACACUAGGAAUCCAUUAACUUGGUAUGUGAAAUAAGCGCUUUAUACAUAUUCAUUUAUGUUCAUGUUCCAGCAUAAACUCUAGAUAGAGUGUUCAAACUUCCUUGUAACUUACUGAAAGUCAUGUGACAGCAACCAAGAAGUAGGGUCUUGACAUUGAAAAGGUAUUCACCUUCAGGUCAUGUCAGAGUUCACCCAGAUCAUCAACAAAGGGAAGUUUUAAUAAUUUAUCACCAGAACAAGGAAUCAGUUUUGAGUGCAAAAUCUUGAGCUUAAGCAUGACAACAUUUCCAUGAAUACAAACAAGUACAAGUCUUUGUAGCUGACUGUCCAUGUCAUUAAUCUGGAAAAUAAUACUAGAGUAGGAAUUGUGCAGUCUAGCAAGGCUCCACUUUAUAUAUUUAUUUAUACUCUUAUGUCAUAAAUUGUUACUAUAGCCAAUAAUAUAUGAAUAUAUGAUAUCCCCCUACAAAAAUAGUAUAAAAGAAUUGAUAUUGUUUUAUGUGCUUAUGCAUGUUUGUUAUAAGAUCUGACAUUUUUUCUUUAUACCAUUUUAUUUUGUAAAAAUAUUGACAGGCUAAAAAUUGUUCUCUUUUAUUUAUAUGAAAGAUAAUGUUAAAUUGUUCCAUAGAUGUUUUCAGGUUUUAUUGCCUUAUUGGACAUUAUUGUGUACGUAACGUUAUAAAACAACGUCUAGUUUUUGUGAUACAUUGAGUUCAUUUAUUUAUAGAAAGUAUUGCAAUGAGUUUCUAAUUUAUAAAGUUGCAAUUAGAUAUGUUUGACAUUCCUUUUAUUACACAGGUCAGCAAAUGAUCGUAAACCUGUUUUUUUGUUUAAAUUACAAAAUCAGAGCAAAUAGAAGAAGAAAGGCCAUGAUUUUGUCUUUGCAACAAUUUCAUGAUGCAUUUCUUUUUAGGUCACCUGAGAAAAAGUCUCAAGUGACCUAUUGCAGUCGCCUUUUGUCCGGUGGCGUCCGGCGUGCGUCCGUAAACAAUUUACAUUUUCAACUUUUCUCCAAAACCCCUGAACCAAUUUCAUUGAAAUUUUGCAGAAA